UCGAUCGAGCUUGAGUCAAGUAUCGAACCCCCCCAAUGUAAAAGCCAGACCCGGUUCAAGAAACAUAUCCUAAUUCGGUUGUUUAUGACCUGGGAAUUUCUAUAUUCUGUGUUCUUCUUGUAGUUAACAUCAGGAGCUGGAGUUCCUGCUCCAUAUUGGGUUUUAAAACAUACAAGAACAGGGAAGAGCUCGAUGCAGAUCCAUGCAAACGCUUUGAUUUAGAAUGGGAGAGACGGUACAAAAUAAUCGUUGGAAAGUGCUCGAGGCCUAGUUUAUCUCCAUGAAUAUUCUCAGCUAAGGGUUGUCCAUGGAGAUUUGAAAGCAGCAAUAAUUUGUUGGACAAGGACAUGAAUCCCAAAAUCUCUGAUUAUGGGUUGGCAAGAAUAUCUUCUGGGGACAAGUAUCUUGGUUACCCAGUUCGGAUUUCCUUCUGCUCCUUCCCAAAAUCUGUCGCAAACCACUAGCCGAUCUCUACCGCCAUGAGCUCCUCCCGAGCCAAAAACUUCCGCCGCCGUGCCGGCGACGAUGAAGACGAUGACGGCGAAUCGCACGGAGCUGCUGCCACGGCCACGAAGAUCCCAUCAAAAUCCACCGCCGCAGUCGCCAGAGUUGCUCCGAAACCUAAGAAACCCCAAGCCCCGAAGCUUCUCAGCUUCGCUGACGAUGAAGGCAACGACGAAACCCAGCCUCGCUCUCGCUCCAAACCCUCUUCUCGCCCCAGCAAACCUUUGUCCUCCUCUUCUUCUCACAGAAUAUCUUCCCUCAAGGACCGCCAAGUGCCCGCCACUCCUUUGCCUUCGAAUGUCCUUCCUCAAGCUGGCACUUACACUAGAGAAGCCCUGCGGGAGCUUCAAAAGAACACGAGGACCCUCGCUUCAUCAAGCAGCUCUCGCUAUGCUGCGGCAUCGGAGUCCAAGCCCGACCCUAAACCCGAACCCGUCAUUGUUUGGAAGGGUCUCGUGAAACCCAAUGCUGUUGAACAAACAUUGAAGCAAGUGGAUGAAUUGAGCUCUGAUGAGGAAGAGGGUGAAAAGGGAAAGGUGUUGGAUGAGAAAAGGGAAGGUUUGUAUAGAGAUGAUGCAGAGAGACGGUUGGCUGCGAUUGGAAUCGCGAAGGGGCAGGAUUCGUCUGGGUCGUCGUUUCCCGAUCAGGCGAUGAUAAAUGCAAUAAGGGCAAAGAGAGAACGACUGCGGCAAUCAGGGGCAGCUGCACCGGACUAUAUUUCACUUGAUGGAGGGAGUAAUCACGGUGCGGCUGAGGGUUUGAGCGAUGAGGAGCCGGAGUUUCAGGGGCGGAUCGCCAUGUUCGGAGAGAAGAUUGAGGGUGGAAAGAAGGGUGUUUUUGAGAGUUUCGAUGAUAAGGCGGUGGAUGCGCCGUUGAGAAAAGGGACUGAGCUUGAGGAUGAUGAAGACGAGGAGGAAAAAAUAUGGGAAGAGGAGCAGUUUAGGAAGGGAUUAGGGAAGAGAUUGGAUGAUGGAACUACCAGGGGAGUAACCAGCACUAGUAACAUUAGUGCUGUUCCUGUAGUGCCUAAUGUGCAGCAGCCACAGAAGUAUGCAUAUACAGCCUCUGCAGCUGGUUAUGGUCCUGCACCAAGCAUUGGGGUAGCUGCUCCUCCUCCUCCAAGCAUAGGAGGGGCAAUGGUUGCUGGGCAGGGGUUGGAUGAUAUGUCGAUUCCACAGCAGGCUGAACUUGCUAUGAAGGCUUUGUCCGAUAAUGCAAGGAGGCUGAAGGAAUCACAUAGCAAAACCAUGUCAUCUUUGGCAAAGACUGAUGAGAAUUUGUCUUCCUCAUUGUUGAAUAUUACUACACUUGAGAAGUCCCUAUCUGCUUCUGGUGAGAAGUACAUCUUUAUGCAAAAGCUUCAUGAAUAUAUUUCUGUUAUAUGUAAGUUCUUGCAGGAUAAAGCUCCUUAUAUUGAGGAACUUGAGGAACAGAUGCAGAAAUUAAAUGAAGAACGUGCUGCGACUAUAUUGGAAAGAAGAUUGGCUGAUAAUGAUGAUGAAAUGGUGGAAAUAGAAGUAGCUGUUAAUGCAGCCAUGCUGGUAUUCAAAAAAGGUGAUAGCAGUGUGGCAACAAUAGCUGCUGCAACAAGCGCAGGCCAGGCUGCGGUCGCUGCAAUGAGAGAACAAAAUAAUGUGCCAGUAAAGUUGGAUGAGUUUGGUAGAGAUAUGAACUUGCAGAAACGAAUGGAUAUGACACGGAGGGCUGAGGCCCGUCAACGGAGGAAAGCUCGAUUUGAUUCCAAGAGAUCAUCAUCAAUGGAGUUGGACGCUCCUCAUCAGAAAAUAGAGGGAGAAUCUAGCACUGAUGAGAGUGAUAGUGAGAGUAGAGCAUACAAGUCAAAUAGAGAUUUAUUGCUUCAAACCGCUGAUCAAAUAUUUGAUGACACUGCCGAGGAAUAUGCCCAGCUCUUGGAGGUUAAACAGCGGUUUGAAAAAUGGAAAAGAGACUAUUCUUCGAGCUACCGUGAUGUCUACAUGUCACUUAGUGUUCCCAAUAUCUUCUCUCCAUAUGUUCGGCUGGAACUUUUGAAGUGGGACCCAUUACACGAGGAUUCUGAUUUCUUUGAGAUGAGAUGGCAUUCAUUGCUGUUUGAUUAUGGUCUGCCACAAGAUGGAAGCGAUUUUGCCCCUGAUGAUGCUGAUUCUAAUCUUGUUCCGGGAUUGGUAGAGAAGGUUGCACUUCCCAUUUUGCAUCAUGAAAUAGCCCAUUCCUGGGACCUGCUUAGUACGAGAGAGACGAAGCAUGCUGUGGCUGCCACAACUUUGGUCACAAAUUAUGUUCCAGCUUCCAGUGAGGGUCUGGCUGAAUUGUUAGUUGCAGUCCAUACUCACUUGGCAGAUGCUGUUGCAAAACUUACCGUGCCAACUUGGAGCCCUCUAGUAAUGAAGGCAGUGCCAGGUGCUGCACGGCUGGCAGCAUACCGCUUUGGCGUGUCUGUCCGUCUGUUAAGGAACAUAUGUCUGUGGAAAGAAAUCCUGGCAUUACCAGUUUUGGAGAAGCUUGCUCUUGAUGAGCUUUUAGGCGGGAAAAUCUUGCCUCAUGUUCGGAGCAUCAGAUCAGAUAUUCAUGACGCGGUGACAAGAACCGAACGGAUCAUUGCAUCUUUAUCUGGUCUUUGGGCUGGUCAGAGUGUGUCUGGUGAUCGCAGUCACGAGCUCCAGCCCCUGGUUAAUUAUGUGCUUUCACUGGGAAAGAAUCUGCACAAAAAGCACAUGUUUGGUGUGACUGAGGGGGAGACCAGUGGGCUUGCCCGAAGGAUAAAGAGGAUGCUGGUUGAGCUGAAUGAGUACGAUAAUGCUCGGGAAAUAGUCAGAACCUUCCAUCUCAAAGAGGCAUUGUGAGACAGCGUCUUGUGCCAGCUAAUUCUGAGCGGUGUGACACCUAGUUCAGAGACAUGAUGACAAAGCACAAUUACAGGGUAAUAUGCCAUCAAUAGACUCAUAAUUGUGCCCCAGAGAAUGAGAUGAUAUAACCAUGCAUAUGGACGAAAAGAACAGCCAUGAAUCUCAAGUGCUUUGAUCUCACUACUAAAGGUGGCACGUUAUGACUCCUGAGGAACUCUCUCUCUCUCUCUCUCUCUAUAUGUAUAUACCUACAUUUAAAUCCAGGCUCCAUUCCAAUCUUUCAUUUGCAUCAUAUGCCCUUUUGGCCCAAUGGACAUUUGCAGAGAAGGCAGGCCUUUUAGUCCUUUACGGUGGCAGUGUUGUAAAAUUUUGUUGGUGGCAACUGGUUUAUUCUCACGAAUUCAUAAGUUUCUUUCUUGUUAAGGUAGCUACUGAGACCCCAUCAUGCUCAUAUUUUUGGAGGACGAGAUAGUGUCCAUCACGUAUCCACUUCACCAUCUCGUUCCAAUUGUUGUUUUUUGGGCUUACAUCAAAUAACAUGCCUCGGAAGGCGGACCUGAUCGUUGAAGACAUUUUUGACUCUAUUUCAGGAGAAACGCCCACUGUAAAAGUCCGCAUUUUUGCUGUAAAUAGUUGUUUCCAAGUAACAUGAAUCGUUUGAAUCA
Molecule: messenger RNA, 4015 nt
Organism: Eucalyptus grandis
Lineage: Eukaryota; Viridiplantae; Streptophyta; Magnoliopsida; Myrtales; Myrtaceae
Product: transcriptional repressor ILP1
Exons: 6
Coding region: 480-3347 (955 amino acids)
Biological process (GO): mRNA splicing, via spliceosome
Cellular component (GO): nucleus
Molecular function (GO): DNA binding
Source: RefSeq, a predicted model, not a curated record